Salvia hispanica is the source of this 1404-nucleotide messenger RNA. Lineage: Eukaryota; Viridiplantae; Streptophyta; Magnoliopsida; Lamiales; Lamiaceae. The record is from RefSeq and is a predicted model, not a curated record.
UUAUGGAACACAUCAUGUGGAAUAUUGUGUUCAUAAUUUUCUCCGCAACACUUGCUACUUUUGCCAAUGGCAUUUUAAUAUGUAUACCAUAUCCUCCAUUGUUCCCGCCAUUGCCUUCUCCACUUCCAAUAUUUUGCCCUUCUCCCCCAAGCCCUCCACCACCGCCAUCUUCACCUACACGAUCUCCUCCACCUCCGCGUUCCCCACCGCCAUAUUCACCUUCUCUACCUCAACCCUUGCGUUCCCCACCACCACCUUCAUCUCCUCCGCCUCCGCCACCCAAUUCCCUACCACCACCUUCGCCUUCUCCGCCUCCACCUUCACUUUCUUCACCACCACAUUCACCUCCUCCUCCGAGUUCACCACCAACACCACCUUCAUCUUCUUUGCCUCCGCCACCACCUCCACCUUCACUUUCUCCCCCAACCCCUCUAAGUUCACCACCACCACCUUCACCUCCUCCUCUGAGUUCCCCACCACCACUAUCACCUUCUCCGCCUCCACCUUUAAAUUUCCCCCCACCACAUUCACCUCCUCCUCCGAGUUCACCACCAACUCCAACUUCAUCUUCUUUGCCUCCACCACCACCUCAACCUUCACUUUCUCCCCCAACCCCUCUAAGUUCACCACCACCACCUUCUUCACCUCCUCCUCCGAGUUCCCCACCACCACUAUCAUCUUUUCCGCCUCUGCCUCCAUCUUCAAAUUCCCCAACACCACCUUCACCUUCUUCAUCAUUGCUUCCGCCUCCACCUCCAAUUUCUCUACAACCACCUUCAUCUCCUCCACCCCUCUCCCUAUUUUCACCACCACCACCACCACCACCUUCUUCGCCACUGCCUCCACUCAUACGUCCCCCGCCACCACCUUGAAAUUGCUCUACGAAAUAACCACCACCCCUUCAGUUUACCCCCACUACCUUCACUUCCAGUCUCUUCUCCACCACCACCACCAUUUUAAUUUUUAUAAAAAUCCAUUUUCGUUUUCUUAAUCACCUUUCUCCCAUAUAUACAUCCAUAUAAAUAAAAUAUGUAAUAAAUUCCUUUAAAGGAGUUUAUCUUUUAAAUAUGAAGUUUCUUUUUAGAUGAUUCAACAUGCACUUGAAACUACAUAGUUUAAUCUACUUGCACAAAUAGAUAUGAUCACAUUCAAAAUCUAACUUCUUGAAUGUUUUACAUUGCAGGGUUCUUGUUAGUGAAAAUGGUAGUGGCUAACAAUACGUAAUUGUAUUUUACCUUCUAUUGUAAUAAUAAAUAUUGAUAAACAUAUAUAUGUCUGAAUUGUCAAGGUAUAAUCAAAGUUGGUUACAUUUACUUGAAUAUUAUAGUACGAUGUAGUAUGAUUUAUGCUUUAUGAUUUAUGAUCCAUUGAUGCGAGCCUUUUAUGUGGCAUGCUCUGAUACCA